AUGAAUAGAGUUGCGCCUCGCCUGCUUAGUCGACAGGCAUUUGUAUUAAAUCGAUGCCUCUGGAAACGUUCCAAUCCUUCACCAGGUUCAACACGUUUCACAUCUGUUCCCUUUGACCACCACCUAUCUGCAUGCACAACACCAAUUAACACAAUUAAUGCAGGCUUUCGACCACUUAUCAAACAACUUGCGACCAAGAACUCUGGGAUAACACAAAAACCUAGGGAUCAUGAAGAGCGCGAGAUGCUGAAGGAGAAAGUCCGAAAUUUGCUCAAGAACAAAGAAUUUGAGAUGUAUAAAGCACCGGAAAUCUACGGGAGAGCCAGUUGGCUUUUUCAUUUCACGGCACUCGCGCAAUUCAUAUUUUGGGGUUUUGCUUUGGACACGAUCUCACGUAUAUACGCCGAUAAAGGGAAAAAACCUGAUACCGCUGUUAAAAUCAGGUACAUAACAUUCGUAGUCUCACUCAGCAUCGGAUUUGUCUUCAUGAUAUUAUUCUUUCCAUAUAAGAUGGUCUCCAAGCUUACCAUCAUUCAAAAAAACAAAGAUAUCAUGGCCAAAAUCGAAAAUGACAUGAAACUCCCUUUCUUACGCACAAAAACAAUCCCCAUCAAAGACUUGCACUGCAAUACGAAGUUAUUUAGCGGAAUAGGGGAAUCUGGUUACGAAGCUCCCAAGGGAAAAAGAUUUCCUGCUAUACUGUUGAAAAGGAAUGACCAAUUUAUGGGCUAUAUUUUUGACAGGGGUGGGAGCUUUCAAGAUCCCAUAUUAUUUGACCUGAUGUUUUACAAACCUGGAAAAAAGUAG
Acaulospora morrowiae is the source of this 807-nucleotide messenger RNA. The record is from the annotation of a GenBank genome assembly. Lineage: Eukaryota; Fungi; Glomeromycota; Glomeromycetes; Diversisporales; Acaulosporaceae.